Molecule: messenger RNA, 2158 nt
Organism: Cyprinodon variegatus (sheepshead minnow)
Lineage: Eukaryota; Metazoa; Chordata; Actinopteri; Cyprinodontiformes; Cyprinodontidae
Gene: klhl31
Product: kelch like family member 31
Exons: 2
Coding region: 12-1961 (649 amino acids)
Biological process (GO): negative regulation of protein phosphorylation
Cellular component (GO): nucleus; cytoplasm
Molecular function (GO): protein binding
Source: RefSeq, a predicted model, not a curated record
UAAACUCUAACAUGUGUCUAUAUUUUCAGAAGGCUACGGGCUGUUUCACUGCUACAGCCAUGGCACCCAAAAAGAACAAGACGACCAAAAAGAGCAAAGGAGACAUAAAUGAUAUCAUGGUGGAAAACAGCCCCAUUAACAAAAUUAAUGGACUAAACACUCUGAUCGAGGGAGGAAAUGGCUUCAGCUGCAUUUCCACUGAGGUCAAUGAUUCUGUGUACGCACCAAACCUCCUGCAGGGUUUGAGCAACAUGCGACAGGAAAGUUUCCUCUGUGAUCUAACAGUCACCACCAAAUCAACAACAUUUGAUGUCCACAAGGUCGUCAUGGCCUCUUGCAGUGAGUACAUUAGGAAUAUCUUAAAGAAGGAUUCAAACCUGCAGAAGAUUGACCUGAAUGACCUCUCACCAGUUGGUCUAGCAACUACAAUUACAUAUGCAUACUCCGGGAAGCUUACCUUAUCUCUUUACAGUAUUGGCAGCACAAUUGCUGCAGCAAGGCAGCUUCAGAUCAGCACCCUGGUAAAAAUGUGCAGUGAUUUCCUCAUGCAGGAACUCAGUGUAGAGAACUGCAUGUAUGUGGCCAAUAUUGCUGAUGCUUAUGACCUUAAAGAAACCAAGGAUGCAGCUCAAAAAUUCAUGCGAGAGAACUUCAUUGAGUUUUCUGAAAUGGAGCAGUUCCUGAAGCUGACGUAUGAGCAGAUUAGCGAAUUCCUUUCUGAUGAUUCUCUACAGCUCCCAUCUGAAGUCACAGCCUUCCAUAUUGCCAUGAAAUGGUUAGACUUUGACGAGAAACGGCUAAAGUAUGCGGCAGAUCUUCUGACUCUCAUCCGCUUUGGAACAAUCUCUGCUCAAGACCUUGUGAAUCAUGUCCAAAGUGUUCCUAGAAUGAUGCAAGAUCCAGAGUGUCAUCGUUUACUCGUUGAUGCCAUGAACUACCAUCUUCUCCCAUAUCAGCAGAACAUCCUGCAAUCACGUAGAACGAAGGUGCGCGGUGGCCUUAAGGUGAUUCUCACAGUUGGUGGACGUCCUGCCUUGACGGAGAAAUCUCUCAGCAAAGAUGUUCUUUACAGAGAUGAAGACAAAGUCUGGAAUAAAUUGACAGAAAUGCCAGCAAAGAGUUUUAACCAGUGUGUGGCAGUCCUGGAUGGUUUCCUCUAUGUAGCAGGUGGUGAGGACCAGAACGAUGCGAGGAACCAAGCAAAGCAUGCUGUUAGCAACUUCUGCAGGUAUGACUCCCGCUUUAACACUUGGAUUCACUUGAGCAACAUGAUCCAGAGACGUACCCACUUCAGCCUCAACACCUUCAAUGGUCUUUUGUUUGCCAUUGGCGGCCGAAAUGCUGAUGGUGUCCAGGCCUCCAUGGAGUGCUAUGUACCUUCUUCUAAUCAAUGGCAAAUGAAAGCUGCCAUGGAGGUACCUCGCUGCUGUCACGCUAGCUCUGUUAUUGAUGGUAAGAUCCUUGUUUCUGGAGGCUACAUCAACAAUGCCUACUCCAGGGCUGUGUGCGCGUAUGACCCCUCCACCGACACAUGGCAGGACAAGAGCAGUCUGAGCACUCCCAGAGGAUGGCACUGUGCCGCUACCAUUGGAGAUCGAGCUUACGUCAUUGGUGGCAGCCAGCUCGGAGGGCGAGGAGAGAGAGUUGAUGUUCUGGUUGUUGAGGCUUACAACCCGCACAGCGGCCAAUGGAGCUACUGCGCGCCACUUCACAUAGGGGUCAGCACAGCCGGGAUUUCCAUUUUGAACAACAAGAUCUAUCUCCUUGGGGGCUGGAACGAGGGUGAAAAGAAGUACAAGAAGUGCAUUCAGGUUUACAACCCUGAUCUCAAUGAAUGGACUGAGGAUGAUGAGUUGCCAGAAGCUACAGUUGGCAUUUCGUGCUGCGUCGUCACCAUACCUACAAGAAAAACUAGAGAAUCCAGAGCCAGUUCAGCUUCAUCUGCUCCAGUCAGUAUAUAGGGGUAUAGAUCCCAACAGUGAUUAAGUUCAGUCGUCAUAUCUCCACUUUGCCUGUUGCAUUGUUGCUACUAUUGGAUAUUGAGUUUCUUAAUUUAAGCAAAGAAGAAGAGAGGUUUACCACAUUUAUUAACAGUAUUUCAUAUUUUCAUUGCUUAACGUUGUUGAUGCAAAAUACUGUUAUGUAAUUAUACAAAAAA